CUGCAGCAAUUUCGAAGGACAACCGACAAACGUGAGCAACGCAAAUGCGGUGAUUGAUACACUCUGAUCAUCGACUACUCUGACGAUAAGGAAUCAUUUUGCGUCAAGUGUCGAGAAAUUAACGAACGUCAAUAUAAUUUUUUACGUGGCGAGAUAUAUAAGAUACGAGUAGAGAAACCCAAGAGAACCAGUGUCUGUCUAGAAAAAAUCGUACUUUAACGUAUACGCAUUUUUUGACGUUUCGUGUUCCCAAUGGCACUGACAGGACCCGACUUGCCGAAGAUACCAGCUCGUUUGAAAGUCAUUCAGCAAUACUUGACAAUUGCGGCCAAGCACGACGAGAGGGACUGCGUUGUUAGUUACUGGUGUCGCCUUUACGCUCUUCAGAAGGGAUUGAAGUUGUCAUCGAAGACAUCGGAAGACACAAAUUUCUUGAUGAAGUUGAUAGAUUGGUUGGAAACGACAAAAAAGACGUUGCACGAUAACGAGGCUAUCACUAACGAGGUGGCUGCUCAAGCACACUUGGAGAAUUGGGCCUUGAAGCUGUUUCUGUAUGCCGAUAAGAACGACAGGGCUGGGAAUUUCUCCAAGAAUGUGAUACAAAGCUUUUACACUGCUCAAGUAUUGUAUGAUGUGUUGACGCUGUUUGGCGAACUGAGCGUAGAAGCGGCACAGAACCAAAAGUACGCACAAUGGAAAGCAGCCUACAUUCACAAUUGUUUGGUAAAUGGAGAGACUCCGGUACCAGGUCCAAUGAAGGAAGAGGGUGAAGAAAGUGACGUAGUCGAGCCAUCAAAUGAUGAUAAGGAUCCGGAGUUGAAUGAAAAUCCUGAACCUCCAUCUGAAAGUCCUAAAGACGAUGCUCCACAAAGCGAUGUUCCACCCGUUCCUGUGAAUCCACCAGCCAUGAGAACUCUGUCGUUCGAAUUGGAUGAUAAUACUGCAUGUAAAACAGAAGGCGGCGUUGAUCUAUCAGUAGAGCAAAUCAGUAAAGCUCAAAAGUUCAUCAAAUGGGCAGGCAGUGCAUUAGACUACGACGACGUACCCACUUCUGUGAUGAACCUUCGGAAAGCUUUGCAUCUCUUAACUACGGGCCAGGAGCCUGCAUAGAGAAAACAAAUAUGGAUAGAUAAUAGACAUUUAACAGCUUACUUGCGAUUAACUCGCACUAGGCUCGUCAUCUGGCCAGUAAGAAGACAGUUAAUAUUUCACAGCUUUUGCUAUAAAUUUUUAAGUACAGGAUAAUAGAAACCGUGUGAGAAAAUAACAGAAAAUAAGGCAAGUUUGUAGUAACUAGUCAAGCCUACUUCGAGUACGGUGCACUUAACUAAAUUGAAAAUGUUUACAGACUGCUUCUAGAUUUUAUUGUUGUUCAAAAUGAAAUAUACAGUUACAGUAGUUCUGCCAUAUUUAUUGAAACUACUUUGAGAGCUUUCAUAUGUAUAUUUUCUUUUAACAAGGUUUCUCGACAUCUCGACUUCAUUUAGCAGGUAAUUUUUCGAUACUCAAUGAUAUGUUUAUAAACACCAAUUGUCACGUUAAUUUAAAUCGCAGAAUUAAUGAAUUAAACUUGGUGCUUGAUGCGGGCCAGUUAUUUCAAAGGUGAAACAAGUCAACUUUUUGAGAACGUUAAAUUCACAUGGUGGAAAUUAAUUUUGAGUUGUUUCGAGAUGAACGGUCUGCAUUUCUUUAGGAAUAAUAUAUUACUUUCACAAACUGGAAUUUUCACGAUUAUUUAUAAACAAAUCUGCAACAAAACUGAUUAUAUUUGACAUCACAGAAUAGUGUAUACGCAUUUCCUGUACAUACUUAGUAUAUUUUUAUAUAUAGUUAGGAGAACAAAGGUACGUACGAAUAAAC
Ooceraea biroi (clonal raider ant) is the source of this 1860-nucleotide messenger RNA. RefSeq names its product vesicle trafficking 1 (gene Vta1). Gene Ontology annotation, biological process: late endosome to vacuole transport via multivesicular body sorting pathway. NCBI's taxonomy places the organism in Eukaryota, Metazoa, Arthropoda, Insecta, Hymenoptera, Formicidae. Gene Ontology annotation, cellular component: multivesicular body. The record is from RefSeq and is a predicted model, not a curated record.